AACACCCAUGAACUUCACCGAUUAACUAUAUGGACCCGACCCAUGUCUCUUCGGCGAUUAUUUUCCCACAAUUUUCACCUUCAACCACAAUUCAAACUCAAUAAACCCAUAAUUUUCACUAAAUCCAUCCAAGCUCUUGCAAUAAUCACCGAAAAUUCAUCAACCACAACUAAAUUAAACUUAACCCACGAUGUCGAAUGGACACCCGGCUCGAUUUCGUACUCGAAACUCCUCUCUCAAUGCUGCAAAACUCAGUCUUUGAACCCCGGGUUACAGAUUCACACCCAUUUGAUCAAAUUAGGAUUGAAUCAUGAUCCAAAAUGUAGAAACCAUUUGAUCAAUUUGUACUCAAAAUGCCGGGUUUUUGUCGGUGCACGCCAGCUGCUCGACGAAAGUCCUGAACCAGAUUUGGUUAGUUGGUCCGCGUUGAUAUCGGGUUAUGUGUUGAACGGGUUUGGGGAAGAGGCUAUUUCGGGUUUUAGGGAGAUGCACGCGUUGGGAAUUAGGUGUAACGAGUUUACUUUCCCGAGUGUGCUCAAGGCGUGUUCGAUGAAGAAGGAUAUUGUUGGGGGAAAGCAGAUACAUGGGGUUGUGGUGGUGACGGGUUUUGAGUCGGAUGUUUUCGUUGCGAAUACGUUGGUGGUUGUGUACGCGAAAUGUGGCGAGUUUUUGGAUUCGCGGAGGCUUUUUGAUCAGAUUCCGGAGAGGAAUAUUGUUUCUUGGAACGCUUUGUUUUCUUGUUACACGCAGGGUGAUUUUUUCGAAAAAGCGAUUGAAUUGUUUCGAGAUAUGGUUGGUAGUGGGUUAAGGCCGGAUGAGUUUAGUUUAUCGACUAUAAUUAACGCUUGCACGGGUUUACGCGAUAUAAACGAAGGAAGAAAAAUUCACGGGUAUUUGAUGAAACACGGGUACAGUUCCGACCCCUUUUCGUGUAACGCGCUUGUGGAUAUGUACUCUAAAGUCGGAGAUUUCGAAGACGCUAAAACCGUCUUUGACCAGAUCAAAAACCCCGAUAUCGUUUCUUGGAAUGCGGUUAUUGCCGGAUGUGUUCUUCAUGAAUACAAUGAUACGGCUUUGGAGUUAUCGCUAAAUAUGAGACGGUCCGGAACAAAACUGAAUAUGUUUACGUUUUCUAGCAUUCUUAAAGCUUGCUCCGGGUUAGGUCUUCAAGAUUUAGGUCAACAGUUUCACGCCGUUUUGAUAAAGUCCAACAUCGAAUUGGAUCCAUUUUUGUGUUGUGGGCUUAUAGACAUAUAUUCUAAAUGCGGUCAGAUGGAAGACGCUACACGGGUAUAUAACAUGAUGCCAGAAAAAGAAUUGAUUGCGUUUAACGCGCUGUUAUGUGGACACUCGCAUAACGACAAUGAUAUCGAAGCUUUAGCACUUUUUGUAGAGGAAUAUGGAGACGGUAUAGGAUUUAACGAGACUACGUUACUUGCAAUCCUUAAUGCCGCAGCUAGUUUGCAAGUUGUUAAUGUAACCGAACAGAUUCAUGGACUUUCGUUAAGAACAGGGUUCCAAUCGGACCCGUUUGUGAUAAACAGUCUCAUUGACUCUUAUGCAAAAGGCGGUAGUGUGGAAAAAGCAAGAAAGGUGUUCGAUGAAUCGCCUAUUGCUGACUUGGCGACUUUUACGUCGUUAAUAUCCGCGUAUGCUUAUUCGGGACAAGGUGAAGAAGCGAUAAAGCUCUACUUAAAAAUGCAAGAUUUGGAGCUUAAACCAGAUUCGUUUAUUUGUAGUUCGCUUCUAAAUACGUCAGCUAGUCUAUCGGCUUAUGAACAAGGUAAACAAAUCCAUGUUCAUACGCUGAAAUUUGGACUUUUAUCGGACACGUUUACUGCGAACUCGUUAGUCAACAUGUAUGCUAGAUGUGGAAGUAUAGACGAUGCGACUCGCGCGUUCUCCGAGGUACCCGAAAAGGGUAUAGUGUCGUGGUCGGCGAUGAUCGGAGGAUUUGCUCAACACGGGCAUGGAAAAGAAGCGCUUUCGUUAUUUGACGACAUGUUAAAAGACGGUAUUGCCCCUAAUAACGUCACCCUAGUAAGCGUCCUAUGUGCAUGUAACCAUGCUGGGCUAGUGACUCAAGCAAAACAAUACUUCGAAUCAAUGGAGGAUGUGUUUGGAAUUAAACCGACCCAAGAGCAUUACGCCUGCAUGAUCGAUAUUCUCGGUCGUGCGGGGAAGUUACAUGAAGCGAUGGAUCUUGUAAAUAAGAUGCCGUUUGAGGCUAAUGCUUCUGUUUGGGGGGCGCUUCUCGGUGCUGCGAAAACGCAUAAAAACGUUGACCUUGGUCAAAUCGCGGCCCAGAAACUCAUGCUUCUUGAUCCUGAGAAAUCAGGAACACACGUACUUCUAGCGAAUAUUUACGCGUCAGCCGGUUUAUGGGAAAACGUUGCGGAUAUACGGAGACUGAUGAAAGAUAGUAAGGUCAAAAAGGAGCCCGGAAUGAGUUGGCUCGAAGUCAAAGAUCGGGUAUACACGUUCAUCGUAGGAGAUAGAAGCCAUUCGAGGACGAAACAAAUCUAUGAAAAACUUGACGAAUUGAUGGAGUUAGUUGGUAAAGAAGGGUAUGUACCGGUUUUAGAAAUCGAUCUACACAAUGUUAAAACAAGUGAAAAGGAGCUUCUUUUAUCGUACCAUAGUGAGAAACUAGCUGUUGCGUUCGCGCUCAUAGCAACCCCUACACGAGCUCCGAUCCGGGUCAAAAAGAACCUUAGAGUUUGCGUAGAUUGUCACACAUUUCUUAAAUUUGUCAGUAAAGUUGUCGCAAGAGAGAUAAUUGUCCGAGACAUCAACCGGUUCCACCAUUUCAGAGACGGCUUGUGUUCUUGUGGCGAUUAUUGGUAAACUUUUCACAAGCGAAACAAGCUUUGGAUAAAAUUUUACCUGCGUCUGCGGUUAGUUUUUUUUUUUUUUUUUUUUUUUUUGAACGGUGUCUGCGGUUAGUUAAGGUGUGAGAAGAGCUAUUUUUCCUUGAAAUUUUGUUUACAAAUAUUUAUUUGCCAUUAAUGGUGCAUAAUGAUAAGGAUUACUCUAUUUGA
Molecule: messenger RNA, 3041 nt
Organism: Helianthus annuus (common sunflower)
Lineage: Eukaryota; Viridiplantae; Streptophyta; Magnoliopsida; Asterales; Asteraceae
Product: pentatricopeptide repeat-containing protein At5g04780, mitochondrial
Exons: 1
Coding region: 43-2847 (934 amino acids)
Biological process (GO): RNA modification
Molecular function (GO): zinc ion binding; protein binding; RNA binding
Source: RefSeq, a predicted model, not a curated record